Messenger RNA from Lates calcarifer (barramundi perch), 2911 nucleotides. RefSeq names its product NIPA like domain containing 3 (gene nipal3). Gene Ontology annotation, cellular component: membrane. Gene Ontology annotation, molecular function: magnesium ion transmembrane transporter activity. Gene Ontology annotation, biological process: magnesium ion transport. Lineage: Eukaryota; Metazoa; Chordata; Actinopteri; Centropomidae. The record is from RefSeq and is a predicted model, not a curated record. The transcript is spliced from 11 exons. Bases 202 to 1353 code for a protein of 383 amino acids.
GUCAAGUAGACAAGUGGAUUCAAUGAGGAAGUGAGAUGCUCCCCGUCCGAAAAGAUGGUGUCCUCCACAGCAUAGAGCUAUAUAAAUACAAAUAAAUGAGCGGUAAAUAGUUAAUUUUUUAAAUCGACAAGAUGAAAUGUCUGCUGUCUGAAUGUCUGGCUACUGUAGAAAACUAAUAAACUGCCUCUGAAGGCGAACGGAAUGGAUAUCAACAGAGCCGACGGAGGCUCCUACACGGACAAUCUCAUUGGGACUUUGCUCGCUAUCUUUGGAAAUGUGCUCGUCAGCAUCUCCUUAAGUAUUCAGAAAUACAGCCACGUGACAUUAGCAGGGACAAAGGACCCGCGUGCCUUCUACCGCACUAAAACCUGGUGGUGUGGUUUUGUACUGACCUUUAUUGGGGAGGGAGCAAACUUUGUUUCUUACGGCUUUGCCCCCCUCGCUCUCAUAGCACCGCUUAAUGCUGUGUCUGUCCUGACAAGCUCAAUUUUGGGUCUUAUUUUUCUGCGUGAGAAAUCGAAGCCAAAGGACUUUGCAAAGCGCUAUGGGCUGUCCUUCCUGGGCUGUGUCAUAAUCAUAGGAGGAACAUACCUCUUUGUAGCAUUUGGACCAAAUUCUCAUGAGAAACUCAAUGCAGUGAACAUUGUGAAGCACAUUGUAGGAUGGCCUGUUCUCUUGUACCUGCUCCUGGAGAUUAUCACGUUCUGCCUGCUUUUAUACUUCUACAAACAGCGCAAUGCUAACUACCUUGUUAUUAUUCUGCUGCUGGUCGCUCUACUGGGCUCUGUCACAGUCAUCACAGUAAAGGCGGUGUCCAGCAUGUUGGUGCUCAGUGCCGAGGGCUCCAUGCAGCUUGACUACCCAAUCUUCAGCGUCAUGUUUGUGUGCAUGGUGGCGUCAGCGACCUUCCAAGCCAGAUUUCUCUCCCAAGCUUGUAAGCUGUACGACUCGACUCUGAUUGCCAGUGUCAACUACAUCCUCUCCACUGUCGUUGCUGUGGGAGCCGGAGCUGUGUUUUACCUAGAGUUUAAUAAUGACGACGUCCUUCACAUCUGCAUGUUUGUGUUGGGAGCUGCACUUUGUUUCUUGGGGGUCUUUCUCAUCACCAAAAACCGGAAAAAGACCAGGACCUUUGAGCCAUAUGUCACUAUGGAUAUGGCUAAUGGUGUCCCAACUAUUCAUGAUAAGGGCCUGGUGGUUCAGCCAGACUACAAUGGUUCUUUCUCCUACGGGGCUCUGGUCAACAACGAUGGAGUGGCUCCCGUGACUCUACCAGCCAACCUGGAACAACCACCGGUCAGCCCCAGAUCCAUUGAUGCAUCUCAUGGCCCGGCUGACCUCAAGAAAGAUUAGAACCAAAGAUUUUUUUGCCCCCCCACCUUUUACUCCAUUCAACUAUAAACAACAUUCAAGGACCUUAAAAGACCAAGGGGGGUUUGUUUAGUGCUUUUCACAUAUACACAAGACCAGCGUCCAUUCCAGCAGGAAGUGUCUGCUGAGUUUUUUUUUUGUUUGUUUUUUUUGUUUUUGGAUGUUCUCUUAUCACCUUGCACUCCUUUCCACAUCCUUUUGUUUUUGAAGUCUCUAAACAAGAAUGUGACUUUGAGAAGCAUUCCUUUUUUUGAGAAGAUGUCAACUGUAUUAAUUCCAAAAACAAACAGGAGAAACUUGAAGCUUCUGGAUGCUGUAGUGAAUUCACAAACACGGCCUCAGAGCGAAGACAGCAGAGUGCUUUUGCCUUGAAGUUUACUGCCUAGUACUCUGCAUUAGCUUUGAUAUGUACAGUAAGGACUCACUUCUAUGACUGUUUUUGUUCUCAUUCAAUUGUUAAUGAGAACAUAUAAUCUGUUCUUCCAUUGAGGACUGUGAAGUUACUCCUCCACUCCAGGUCUCAACAUUGUUAAAAUGUAGCUGCAGACUUUUUCAGAAUACCUGCCAAUGAACAUUUUGCCUUUAAAUAUCUGCCUGUAACUGUCUGACUUAUAUGAGCGGUUUUCACUCCACAGUUUUCUGCAUCUUGUUCCUGGGAUUUCAUUGUAUUAUUGCUUUUCCUAAUGUGACCAAACGAUGGGUGCAUUUGUUUUAAUUUAUUCUUAUGUAUUUAUUAAUUUCAAGUUUGCUUUUAAUAUGCCUUGAAAAGUAGCUUUACACUGGAUAAACUACUAUCAGGUGGUACAUAACCCAUGUAGAUGAGUGAUAAAUAACUGUGAUAGAUCAGUUAUCAAGGGCAACUGUCAGUGCCUCUCUGACUAAAAAUACUAAUCUGAAUCCUUUUAAAAGAGAAGUUAUAAUGCUUUGGACGACUCAAAUAGAAAGGAAGUGAAAAAACUUGUCAUGAAAUUACUGGCACUAUACAAUUAGUUAAACCUGUAUGUAAUUUUACAUUGGGUUUUAGGAAGUUAAAUAUUCCUAAUGAACAGAUUUAGAAAAAUCAAACUACGUGGUAAAUGUUGCUCAGUUACCACAUAUCCUUCUGGUACAACGUAUUACAAGUGUAACCUCAUGUUUUUACAAGCUGAAAAAUAAUGUUGCAGUAAGUGAAAUAUCUGUGUAUACCACACUUACAUUUUCCAUAAUCAAUGAGUAGCUGCUUAAAUUAGACACUUUUACAGAUUUAUCUUCUCCACAUGCAGCACUGCAUUUCUCCAGUGUUAAUAAAACAGAGAGCUACACAAGGGCUAGAUGCCUUAGCACAGUAUUCGGCAGGUGGUUAUUUUGCAGAUAUGGCCUGUGGUUGUUCACUCAAGCUCAACAACAUCACUGUGUAAACCAAACUGUUUCAUUCUUAUUGUCUUCUAAUGAAACCAGAGCAGCUUUUAAAACAGUUCACUGAUGCUGUGAAAGCUGUAACUUUUCCACUGUAAAUUAUAUGCAGUCCUGUGUCACAUAAAGUUAAUGUAAUCCAUUUGUA